Molecule: messenger RNA, 762 nt
Organism: Colius striatus (speckled mousebird)
Lineage: Eukaryota; Metazoa; Chordata; Aves; Coliiformes; Coliidae
Gene: ERMN
Product: ermin
Exons: 3
Coding region: 1-762 (253 amino acids)
Biological process (GO): actin filament organization; regulation of cell projection organization; morphogenesis of a branching structure
Cellular component (GO): cell cortex; neuronal cell body; filopodium
Molecular function (GO): actin filament binding
Source: RefSeq, a predicted model, not a curated record
AUGACAGAAGAAGGGCCGGCAGCAUCCGACAUGCCCGAGUGCAACGGGAGCGUCCUGCCGGAGAAGGGCCCGCUCCAGCUCGUCGGUGUCAUCGAGGAGAUAGCAAACUCCGUGGGGACGGUUCCUUACACCAACGCAGAAACGAGCCCCGGCCCCCUGCCCACCCGCGAAAUCCCGGAGGACGGCAGAAAGCCGCUGGCAGAGGACACGGCGCAUGGGGAUUUUGAUGGGGAGAAGCAAUGCGAAGAGCAGCGAGAGGCAAAGGAUGGGACACCCCAGCAGGGACCAGCUGAGAUCCAGGACAGGGGCGCCGGCGGCCAGGAACCAGCCGAAGGGCCUGGUGACAUGGGGACGGCUGCAGGCAGCGGGGAGCGGGAGCCAGGCACAGCGGGCAGCCCUGACGCGGGCACAGCCGACACCGUGGCAGCCAGUGCCGGCGGCACAGGGAACGCAGCUGAGGAAGAGGAGGAGGAGGAGGAAGAGGAGGAGGAGGACACUGAAGAGGAUGAAGUUCAGGUGAUAGAAAUCAAGAAGGAGAAUGGUGAGGCAUCCCAUCUACAGCAGCCAGAGUGCAGCAAGGAGGCACCUUCCCCUACGAGCCCUGGCUGCAAUUCCCAGGUGGGAGAGCAGCCCAUCCUGGGGAAGAAAAACGACAUCUCCAGGCACAGCUAUUCCAGAUACAACACAAUCUCCUACCGCAGGAUUAGAAAAGGAAACACCAAGCAGAGAAUCGAUGAAUUUGAAUCCAUGAUGCACUUAUAA